Messenger RNA from Pogoniulus pusillus (Red-fronted tinkerbird), 543 nucleotides. RefSeq lists its product as uncharacterized. The transcript has a single exon. The coding region runs from base 1 to 543 and encodes 180 amino acids. The record is from RefSeq and is a predicted model, not a curated record. NCBI's taxonomy places the organism in Eukaryota, Metazoa, Chordata, Aves, Piciformes, Lybiidae.
AUGACCACUACUAUCCGUCAGCCUCACAGCCCCACCGGACCUAAACAACCCGCGCCGCGCUCCGCCCUCCUUCCGGCGCGCACUGCCACCAGCCAGGCCUCCCGGCCACCGAGCGGCGCCAACAGCCAGGCCUCCCGGCCACCGAGCGGCGCCAACAGCCGGGCCUCCCGGCCACCGAGCGGCGCCACCAGCCAGGCCUCCCGGCCACCGAGCGGCGCGCUGCACCAACAGCCGGGCCACCGGGCCACCGAGCGGCGCCAGCAGCCAGGCCUCCCGGCCACCGAGCGGCGCGCUGCACCAACAGCCGGGCCACCGGGCCACCGAGCGGCGCGCUGCACCAGCAGCCGGGCCUCCCGGCCACCGAGCGGCGCCAGCAGCCGGGCCUUCUGGGCCACAGAGCGCGGCGCAGAGCGCCCCUCGCCGACCGUGGAGAGAGGCUGCGCCGCUGGCGCAGGGGAGUACGGGGCGGUGUCGGUGCCCGGCGCCUUCCUGCCCAGCCGGGGCCGGGAGCGGCGCUCCCCUGCUGGCUGUUGUAAGGCGUAG